AUGGGGAGCGAGGCGAUUGUCACGAACGAGGAAAGCGUUGGAAAUGAGAAGGAGACGAUGAAGCUGCCGCCGACAAACAAAGAAAAAACUUGGGAACCUCACUACGCUGCACGUGUCCGAAGAAAGGUGGUCAGUUUCCACUACGAAGCCAGUUCCUUCAUUACCGAAGUGUAUUUGAUUGGCAGUUUCAAUCACUGGGAUACAAAGCGCGAUAAGAUGGUUCUUCGUCGUUCUGAGAACGGCCUGAACAUCUUUGAGUUGUAUUUGGAGCUGUAUUCCGGAUUGUACUACUACAAGUUCUACAUUCCUUCGACGAAUAGCUAUACUUAUGAUAUCUUAAAUCCCAAUAAGGUCAGCGACUCCUUUGGCGGAUUCAACAGUGUCCUCGAAAUCCCAAUCCAGAUCCACAUUAAACAUCCACUCCUUCAGUCGGCUCAAAUGAAAGCAGAUAUUUGGUGGAAUCGGUCGGAGGAAGAAGAAAAGGAAGGUGGAGUUUAUCGAACGAUUUCAUAUGGAAAUUUGGGAGUGUUAGCUGCGUCAUCGAAUCGAUUAUCGGACAGUGCGACCGUCAAACGAGUAUGA
Molecule: messenger RNA, 582 nt
Organism: Blastocystis hominis
Lineage: Eukaryota; Bigyra; Opalinata; Blastocystidae
Exons: 2
Coding region: 1-582 (193 amino acids)
Source: RefSeq, a predicted model, not a curated record